Molecule: messenger RNA, 7438 nt
Organism: Labrus bergylta (ballan wrasse)
Lineage: Eukaryota; Metazoa; Chordata; Actinopteri; Labriformes; Labridae
Source: RefSeq, a predicted model, not a curated record
GAACAACCAACCAGGGCCCACACCUCUGUGCUGGCACUGAUAGGGUCUCAUUAGCUGUGUUUCCACAGAGAGGCUCUUCAACAGUUACUGCUCAUCAUUCAUUCUCCAGCUCAUCAAAGAGGGAGACAGUAUUAGCAACGGGAGAGCAGCUGAGAGGCUGCCGCUAAGGGAUCAGCUAUGCUCCGAGGCAUCCACACUGAUUUGUUGGUCACAGUGACUCUAAUCUUUUUAACUCAGACUGGGACUCCGAUCAGGGCUGAAAAUGAUUUUUCAUUAGUUACUUUACCAGAAAGGAGAGAAAAUUCAGAGUAUGUUUCAGAAUGUUUCUACGACAGGCACAACAAUUACUUUUGUGACUGGACAAGAAAUCAACAAACAACAGGGGAUGAUGCAGUUAAUACUUUAGAGAGUGGUCCACUGGGAAUGGAGGGGGAGGCCUGUCUGGAGUUCUGGUACCUAGCUGGCUCAGAUGUCCGGGCUUUGUUAAAAAGCAGCCUUGGUGAGGUUGAAAUCUGGUCAUCACCUGCAUUAACAGAGGAGACUUGGAGACACGUGUUUGUUCCCUUGAACGUCACCGAAGCAGGGACUCAGGUUGUAUUCAAGACGGUUCAAGCAGCUUCCAUGGAAGGACAAGUCACACUUAAACAAAUAGGUGUGAGGAGAGGCUCAUGUGGACCACAGUGUGAAUCCAACACAGAGUUAUGGACAGAUGAGUCCACUCGCUGCCUUUGCUCUGAUGGCCAGCUCUCCUGCUCUCUCUCUCAGUGCCCUCAGGGCCAAAUCUGUGGCUCUCAAAGAGGAGGCUCCACUGGGAUUUUCGCCUCUGGGACAUGCACGAUCCAUAGUGACACAGACUGCAGCACUUUUGAUGGAGUGCUGUUCCGCUUCAUGGCUCCCUGCUCCUAUGUACUGGUUAAGAGCUGCUUACCCAGCGAGGCCCCGCCUGCGUUCAUUGUGGAAGUGGUCAAUGAGCAAAACGGGAACUCAUCUCUCUCGACUGUACAGCAGGUUGUUGUGGUCGUGGGGCACCACAGAAUUUCCCUGAUGAAGAAGAUAACGCGCUGGGUUGUGGUCAAUGGAGUCUGGCAGAAGCUUCCACUGAACAUCCACAAUGUCCACAUCGAGAGUAACCCCGUUGCUGUGUCACUGAGAACAGACUUUGGUCUUUCAGUUUCAUACGACAGCGCUGGUGCAGUCCACGUCAAGCUGCCAAUCAAGUACUCUGAUAAAGUCUGUGGCUUGUGUGGAAACUUUAACCAACUCGAAGAAGAUGACUUCAGAACGCCUAAUGGGUCAAAUGCAGGAGAUGCGACAGCUUUGGCUAAGAGUUGGCAGACGAGGGAAACCAGCUCCUCGUGUGAAACCAUGCUGGUACCACAUCAGUGUGACCCACUGGAGGAGGCGGAGUAUGCCAGUGAGCUUUACUGUGGAGGCCUCCUCUCGAGUACUGGGCCCUUUUCCAACUGCCUUUCAGUGGUGGGGGCAGAGAGCUACUUCAGGGGCUGUGUCGUCGGCAUGUGCUCUACUCACGGUGACCCUGGAGUACUGUGUGAGACUUUAAAGGUCUAUGCUGAUAUCUGCCAAGAGGCUGGAGUGGCUGUACCUCUCUGGAGGAACUCUUCAUCCUGCUCCCUUCAGUGUGGUGAGAACAGCCAUUAUAACUCUUGUGCUGAUGGCUGUCCAGAUGUGUGCCGCAUGGAUAUAGUUGGCUCCUGUGGAAGCUGUGUAGAGAGAUGUGAUUGCGACCCAGGCUACAAACUCGAUGGGGGAAAGUGUGUCCCAGCAGAGGGCUGUGGGUGCUGGUAUGAAGGAAAACACUAUGAGAAAGGAGAAACAUUAAUGGAAGGAGAGUGUGUGCAGCAAUGCAAGUGCAUGGGGAAUAAUGAGUUGGAGUGCAAAGCAAUGCGGUGCGCAGACAGUGAGGUCUGCAAGGUCAAGGAUGGAGUCAAAGGCUGCUUUGCUUUCCAUCCUGUCACCUGCAGUGUGUAUGGGGAUCCACAUUAUAUCACCUUUGAUGGGUUGGCCUACGAUUUUCAAGGAGGUUGCAGUUACACGCUGAUGACAACAUGCGGAAGAGAAAGCACAGUCCAGUUCACUGUAAUCGGACACAACAUGCAUCCCGCCCUUCAGAACUUCACCCGGUCCAAGCUGCAAGCUGUGUCUCUUCAGGUCGAUGAUCUAUACCUCAACCUGAAUACGAGUGGAGAAGUCUAUGUGAAAAACAACUCUGUUGGAAUCCCCUAUUUCACCAAUGGCACAUAUGGCUCAGUAUGGGUUAAUAGGUGGAAUAACUAUAUUAUCUUGGAGUCAACCUUUGGCCUCAGGAUUAUGAUAGAUGGGGAGAACAGGCUGUUCCUGCAAGUGGAUGACCGCUACAAGUAUGAACUGUGUGGACUGUGUGGCACCUACUCUGAACACCAGGAUGAUGACUUUAUAACACCAGGAGGCCAAAAUGCUACUGGGCCAUUUGAGUUUGGUGACAGCUGGAGACUUCCAGGCAGUGAUGAGUGUGUUGCUCAACCUAAUGAUCCAAGAGUCUGUGAUUAUGAAGAGGAGAAUGAAGCAUACAAUGAGUGUUUCACACUAGUAGGGGAGCCCUUCAAGCCCUGCCAUGAAAGAAUUCACCCAAGCAUCUACCUUAAUAGUUGCGUCUACGACUACUGUGACACAAGUGGUGACCAAAACACCCUAUGCGAAUCUCUAAAGUCCUAUGCUGCAGCAUGUGAGGUUGCAGGAGUGGAGCUGCUCAACUGGCAGAUGGACACUGCCUGUGCUGACCCCCCAACCACUGCAACACCUCCAACAAUUCCAACUGCUUCCUCUCCAACACCAGAUCAGAUUUUGUGUCCCAUGAAUUGCGACUUUGAAAAAAAUAUGUGUGGAUGGGAACAGCUUAUACAGGACAGUUUUGAUUGGACAAGAAAUUCAGGAUCCACACCAUCAGAUCAAACAGGUCCAAACCAAGACCACACCACUGGAGCUGGUUCCUACAUGUAUAUUGAGGGAAAUAGUGCGACACAUGGAGACUCAGCUCGUCUGAUAAGCUCAACGUGCCAUUUUAAUGGCCCACUCUGCCUACACUUCUGGUACCAUAUGUAUGGUUCAUCUUCAGCCAUGGCCCUCAAUAUCUUCCUGCUCAAAGGCAAUAAGGCCACCAAGCUUUGGUCACGGAUGAACAACCAGGGACCAGAAUGGCAUCCAGUAAAUGUUGAUAUUGAAGUGUCUGGUCCGUUCCAGAUCUUAGUGGAGGCAAUUCGAGGCUCUAAUGAUCAGUCAGAUGUGGCCAUUGAUGACAUUUCCAUCCACUUUGGCUCUUGCAAAGGCAUCUUCCCUGACCUGGUUAGUGGAACCAUACUUCCUUUCACAAUUGCAGAAAUACCUUCACACACACUCUGCGGUCUUGACUGCAGCUUUGACAGCAACCUUUGUAGCUGGAGUCAGAUGAUCACAGACGCUUUUGACUGGACAUGGAACAGUGGUUCUACCCCCACCCUAAUGACUGGGCCCUCUGCUGAUCACACUGGUGAUGGCCACUAUCUUUACAUUGAGGCCAGCAGCGUGACACAUGGCGACACAGCUCGUCUUAUCAGUUCUGAGUGUUCUGACUCUGGACCUCAGUGUCUGCAGUUCUGGUACCAUAUGCAUGGUUCUGCAGACACAAUGGGCCUCCAUGUCUACUUGCUCCAGGAUAGAUUAGCCAAUGCUGUUUGGUGGAAGAGGAAUGAUCAAGGAAAUAUGUGGCAACUGGCUCAAGUGGACUUCACAACAACUGGAGCCUUCAAGAUCAUCAUUGAGGGACGUAGAGGCUCCAAUGAAGAGUCUGAUGUUGCUAUUGAUGAUGUAAUGCUUCAUCAUGGUCGGUGCGCUGAUCUGAAUGAUGUUGUGACAAAUCCUCCUGUACCAGAGGGGAACACCACAGCCCCUGCACCAACCUCCACUCGAGAGCCUCCUCUAGUCUCCUCAACUGUUAAAACUGUCACCUUACCUCCCAUAGUAGAAGCAACAACCCACUUAGUUACUGUUAACAAUGUUACUGACGAUUCAGAUAAUGGCUCUCUUCCACAACCAGUAUGCCAGCUCCACUGUAAUUUUGAACAAGACGUAUGUCAGUGGAAACAACUUCUUACUGAUGUUUUUGACUGGACUAGACAUAGUGGCGCCACUCCUACUAUGAUGACUGGGCCUUCCUCGGAUCACACCACAGGAGAUGGCCACUACCUAUACAUUGAAGCCAACGGGGUGUCACAUGGAGACACAGCUCGUCUCAUUAGUUCUGAGUGUGUUAACUCUGGUCCUCAGUGUCUGCAGUUCUGGUAUCAUAUGUAUGGUUCAGCCGAUACAAUGGGCCUCCAUGUCUACUUGCUCCAGGAUAGAUUAGCCAAUGCUGUUUGGUGGAAGAGGAAUGACCAAGGAAAUACUUGGCACCUGGCUGAGGUGGACUUAACAACAACUGGAGCAUUCCAGGUGAAUCAUUUUGAGGGUCGAAGAGGCUCAAAUGAUCAGUCUGAUGUGGCUAUUGAUGACGUGUCUCUUCAUUAUGGCCACUGUGCAGACCUGGCUAAGCCCGUGACCCCUGCUCCCACAAUAUUUGAGACCCCAGCAACAGAAGGUCCAGAGCUUCCUUUUGUGAACAGCACAACUGCUACACAGCCACAGACAUCAACGACCCAACAACCUUCAACAAAUCAAAGUACAGCUAAGCCCCAACCAACAACAGAGAACCCACAACUUGAAACUUCAUUGCAACCAAAACCUGAAAACACAGAACAACCCCAAACCACAACAUGGACAGAUCAGCCAGCUACAUCAACGAAUGAAUCCCAAACCACAGCUAGACCCCCCCCAGUAACAACAGAGUACCCAGCACUCGAAACUUCAGAGCAACCAAAUCCUGAAAUUACGGAAAGACCAGACUCUACAGAUAGACCUGUAAAUCAAACACAGACACAACCAACUGCUCAGCCACAGCAACCAACAACAGAGGGACAUCUACCUCUAACCUCAGUAAAACCACAACCUCCAAGCACAGCUCAGCCACAACCACCAACAACAUCUCAACCACAGCUACCAACAACAGUUAAACCACAACCGCCAACAACAGAUGGACCUCAACCUCCAACCUCAGUUAAACCACAACCUCCAAGCACAGCUCAGCCACAACCAACCACAACAGCUCAGACCCAGCCACCUACAACAACUCAACCACCAACAACAGCACAGCCACAGCUACCAACAUCAGUGAAACCCCAACCCCCAACAACACAAUCACCUACAACAGCACAGCCAGAAGCACCAACAACUGUGAGACCACAACCUCCAACAACAGCUCAGCCACAGCCACCAACAAUGAAACCACAACCGCCAACAACAGGUGGACCUCAACCUCCAACCUCAGUAAAACCACAACCUACAACCACAGCUCAACCACACCCACCAACAACAGAGGGACCUCAACCUCAAACCUCGGUAAAACCACAACCUCCAAGCACUGCUCAGCCACAACCUCCAACAACAGCUCAGCCACAGCCACCAACAUCAGUGAAGCCACAGCCACCAACAUCAGUGAAACCACAACCCCCAACAACAGAAGGACCCCAACCUCCAACAACAGCUCAACCACAACCACAAACCACAGCUCAACCGCAACCUCCAACAACAGCUCAGCCUCAGCCCCCAAUAACAGAUGGAUCAAAACCUUCAACAACUAGUAAACCAAAUCUCACAACAAGUAAACCAGGGAUUCACACGACAGCUUCAUCACAAUCAACGACAACAACCAGACCAUCAAAUACACCUGUACCAACCCCCUCUUGCCCUGAGGAUAGUCAUUACACUACUUGUGUCCCAUCCUGCAGUCCAACUUGUUCAUCCCUGAAUGGGCCACCACACUGCAGUGAAAAUGAGGGUUGUGUGCAGGGAUGUGUAUGUGAUGAUGGAUUCGUGCAGAAAGGCAGGGUUUGUGUGCCUAUCCAACUGUGUGGAUGUGUUGACAGGAAUGGCAACAAACGCCAGUUCAGUGAAGAAUGGUACACAAGUCACUGCAGUGAAAAAUGUAAAUGCAAGAAGGACAGUGGUGUGGGGAGAAUUGAAUGUGAUGACAAGGAUGAGUGUGAUGGAAAUGCUGUUUGCCUUCCAAACGAGAAUGACGAUUAUUACUGCCAGUCAACAGGCUUCAGUGAGUGUUCUAUCAAAGGGGACCCUGAGUACAGAACCUUUGACAGGUUUAAGCAUGACUUUGAAGGAAGGCACUCAUACGUGCUUAUCCAGACCAAGAACUUGCCAAAUAACCUUCAAGAAGUCUACAUCGAGGGCAUUAAUAGACGCACAGAGGAUGAAGAUGAUAGUCAUCAUCAUGAUGACAGUAGCAGUGAAGAAGACAACAGCCACAGAAUCAGGGAUGAAGAUGAGGAUGAGGAUGAUGAUGAUGAUGAUGAUGACAAGGAUGAAGAUGACUCCCAUAAUGAUGAAAGUGAGGAAGAUGAUGAACAAAACGGUUUAAGAGAGCUUAAAAUCAGAGUGUACAAUCACACUGUAGAGUUCAAGAAGAAGCGGAAGUUGACUAUGGAUGGAAAGAGAACCAACACUCCUGUAUCACUUCCUGGUCUCAGCAUUUGGCAGCAUUCCUCUCGCAUCUACCUGAAGACUGACUUUGGCCUUUCAGUGGAGUUCGAUGGACAAAGUGAAGCAGAGAUCAUUCUACCCAACACAUAUAAAAGGAAGGUGGGGGGCCUGUGUGGGAACUUCGAUGGCAGAAAGCAGAAUGACCUGAUGAUGCCGGAUGGCACCAGGGCCAGGAACGUUCAAGAGUUUGGAGAGAGCUGGAGAGUUUGAAUAUCAGAUAGAUCUUGUGUUGAAACUCCGCACUAAAAUAAAUAGGGUGGUUUGAGCACUUGAAGAAACAAUACUGAAGAAUUUUACUAUGAAAUGCACAUUGACUGAAUCUAUUACUUAAAAUAAUAAGAACAGACAUAUCCAUGCAUAUUUCACUUUAUUCAAGACAACUUAACCCCCAGUGCUUAGAUAAAAGAUAGCAAAAGAUAUAUCAGUGGAAAGACCUCUCGAAUGUAAUCACAUUAUUCAAGGACUUGAAUUGUUUCAACUAGAGUCUGUUUUGUAGUUUUCAAGUAAAUUUAGAAAAAGUUACUUAUCUCUUUGUGUAUAGAGUCUUUGUCUUUUUAAAGAUACUUUGCACUCUGAGCAUAAACUGUAUCUUCGGUACAGUUUGUGUCUUUGCCAUAAAUACUAUUUAUUCAAUAGAUGAUGUUAUUACUGUUGUGAAUACACUGCAUGUCUGUUUUACAAAGUAAUGGCCGUGUUGAGAUGAAACAAAUGUUUCACUGUGUUAAGAGAAAGAUAAUUCAUGACAAUGAAGGAUUUUCUAUCACUAUCUAAACUAGUCGGAAAUACAUUCAAUGCGCAAUAAACAAGUAAUCAAGAU